Rhipicephalus microplus (southern cattle tick) is the source of this 665-nucleotide messenger RNA. RefSeq lists its product as uncharacterized. The record is from RefSeq and is a predicted model, not a curated record. NCBI's taxonomy places the organism in Eukaryota, Metazoa, Arthropoda, Arachnida, Ixodida, Ixodidae.
GAAGCGGGUCCUGAUUUUCCCCUAUAAAAGAUGGAAGCAUGUCUUGUGGCCUAUCAGUCAAGAUCAAUUCAUAUGUGGAAGUUUGCCGUGUACCUGUAACGUUGUCACCAUGAGGUCGAUUUUCACCAUCGGUUCUCUACUGGUGUUCGUCGCUUUUACAGUGAAUGCACAUACCCUUCGCGACCAAACAUCAAGAGUUGACGUAGUGUUCAAAGAUGCCUCCCAGGAAGCCACAUACUUGGGUGCGAUCCUUGAAGAGGUGGCAGAGAUGCUAGCCGACGACGAUGACCUGAAGGCUGCGAGUGACGAGUACUUCAUUCGUGAUCUGUGGGCCAAAGCAACAGAAGCCCUGAAGAACGCCACACAGAAGGCAACGUCAUCCGUACAAGACGCGUUCACUGAAGCCAAGGGCCACAUCCAGAGAGUCGCAGCGGAAGCCCAGCAAAAACUGAAAGAAAAGGCAGCUGAGAUUAUGUCCAAGAUAUUGACUAGGAUUGCGGGCCAGUAUGCGAUCGAGGAUUCAAUUAGUCGCAUGGACUUUAUGCAGAUCUUGCGCGAUCUGAUCAAGGGAGCAGCACAGCGACUUUUUGGUGUUGGAAAGGCUUUGGGCCAACUUAAACACUGACACAAAUAAAAGAGCUGAAUAAUUUGUCACAUGCAAAAAA